Molecule: messenger RNA, 2638 nt
Organism: Amaranthus tricolor (Joseph's coat)
Lineage: Eukaryota; Viridiplantae; Streptophyta; Magnoliopsida; Caryophyllales; Amaranthaceae
Product: interactor of constitutive active ROPs 2, chloroplastic
Exons: 4
Coding region: 465-2372 (635 amino acids)
Source: RefSeq, a predicted model, not a curated record
GAGUAUCUACAACUAGAAGUACUUCUAAAGUUUUAAAUUUUUCCAUUUUUACUCAACACUUUAAAAUAAUAAAUCUCCCCCAUUAUCCCAGAUCUAUAAGCUUGCUCAAAGAUUGUAUUUUUUUUGUGACCCAUUUUAUUUUUGCUUAUAAUCUCCUAUUUUCCCCCUGUUUUCUCACAUUUUUCUUCAUUUUGUCCCCUUUUCAGUUUUUUCCUUUAAAUAAAUUGUGUCUUUUCUUCUAAGGGGAAUGCCCCAAAAUGGGCAAAAUCUUCUCUUGUUAAUAUAGCUCAUAUAGUAGAGUAGUAUAUCUUUUGGGUAGUAUAUGUGCAUAGCGUAAGCCGUAAUGUAGAAGAGAUCUGAAGUGCAGUAAACUGUGUUUAUGCUGGUGGGUCAGGGAUACUUUCAAGCAUUAUUUUGACCCAUUGUUAAUUCUUGGGACUCCGUUUAUAAGAGAGGGUGAAAAUAUGCAGACUCCGAAAGCGAGUAGGAAUGGAUUACCAGAAGUGGCUCAAAGAACAUCUCCUAUCACGAAGUCUUCACAAAAGUUGUCUCCCUUGUCAAAUCGGACUGCUCGACAACUCAAAGUGGCAGGAUCAGGUUCUGGAAUUUCCUCUCCGACUUCUUUGAGCAGGACACCAAAGAAAAAGAGUCCGAAGGUUUUGGAACGUGGAUCACCACGAAGCCCCAUGACUGAGAAGCAUACCCCAAACAAGUUAUCGGAGCUAGAAUCUCAGCUAGCAAAGCUCGAAAACGAGCUUAAGAGGGCGAAAGACCAGCUAAAUUCUUCCGAAGCACUAAAACAACAUGCCCAACAAGAGGCUGAAGAAACGAAAAAGCAGCUCUUACUCAUGUCAGCGAGACUCGAAGAGUCUCAACACCAGCUGAUAGAGCUUUCCAAUUCUGAUGAUUCGCGGGUCAAUGAACUCCGAAAACUUUCCCAAGAAAGAGACCGUGUUUGGCAGUCUGAACUCGAGGCUAUCCAAAAGCAACACUCAAUGGACUCUGCUGCACUAGCGUCUGCUUUAAACGAAAUUCAAAAGCUCAAACGACAGCUCGAAAUGGUGGCCGAGUCUGAAGCUGCCCACAGUAUGUGUGCAGAAUCUGCACGCGCUGAGAUCGGAAAGUUACAAAUUGAGCUUGCAGAAACUUCUUUACUAGUCGAGAAUAUGAGAAAACAGCUUGAUGAAUGCAAGGGAUCGGAAGCUAGCGCCCUAGAAAUGGCUCGGGAAGCCCAGAUGCAAUUGGAUGAAACCAUUAAAAGUGCGGAGAAUCUUCGUUUUGAAGGGGUUAAGACAAAGGAAGCUUAUGAUAGUUUGGUCUCAGAGUUGGAUCAAUCGAAAGCUGAAGUUACUUCACUCGAGAAGUUAGUUAGGAAACUCGAGGAAGAUUUGAAGAUUAGGUCUCGAAAUUCGUUAGAUGCAUUGGGUGGGACCAUCCCCAAGGAGGACAGUGAUGAUACGAAAAAUGAAACCGAGGGGCUAAAAAGUGAAAUCGACUCGUUGAAACUCGAGAUAGGCCAGCUAAAAUCGGCCUUGGAAGCUUCGGAGCUAAGAUACGAAGAGGAGUAUAUACAAAGCACAUUGCAAAUUAGAAACGCGUUUGAUCAAGUGGAACGUGCAAAAUCCGAUUCUAGUGCUAAGGAAGCUGAAUACGAGGAAGAAUUGAAGAAUGCGAAAGUAACAAUUGAAGAGCUAAAAUCGGAGAUGAUGACUAAGGAGAUGAUGAUAAAGAAAAUGUCCGAGAAUAACAAUGAACUAAGGAUUAAAAUCGAGGAAAGUGAGAAUAGCUCGAGGAAAUAUGAGCUCGAGGAGGAGCUUAAGAAAAUGAAGGAAGAUAUCGAAGAUUUGAAGGUGGCUUUGAAGGAUAAAGAAACCCGUUUUCAGAAUUCUCGAGAGGAGAAUGAGAAGCUAAAAGACGAAAUUCGAAAGAGCGAGGAGGAGAAAACGCAAGCAAACAAGGCGGCUGAUGCACUAAUCGAGGCAGCAAAGGCUUCGGAGCAAGAAGCUUUGACAAAGCUCGAGGGUGUAAUCGAGGAGGCUGAUAAAAGUAGUCAGAGAGUUGUGCGAUCUUCUGAGCAGCUCGAGGCAGCCCAAACAGCAAAUGCCGAGCUAGAAGCUGAGUUGCGGAGAUUGAAGGUUCAAUCGGAUCAAUGGAGGAAAGCAGCCGAAGCUGCUGCCAAUAUGCUUUCGACUGGGGGCAAUGGUAAGUUUGUUGAUCGAACAGUCUCUCUCGAUAGUAACUAUAAUAGUCUUGCGUCGAAAAUGGACUCUCCGCUUUCGGACGAUUUGGAUGAUGAAUCGCCCAAAAAGAAAAACGUAAACAGUAAUGUGCUGAAGAAAAUCGGGGUGUUAUGGAAGAAGGGCCAAAAAUAGCCUCGGCUUUUCUGUGCGAUUUCUGGUAACACUUUUUUUUACCCGUGUUUAAAUUUCUUUGUUUUAGAAUCUCGUUCAUGUUUCAAUAGAAUAUGAGCUAUGUAAUCGUGUAUUGUUGAGGGGGAAAAUCUCGGGCAGGACGAUUUGAGGAGGGUUUGUAUAGUUCAAGCACAUGUUCAUUCAAAUCAUCUCUGUUUUAUGUGCAAAUUUGCUGUUUGCUGUAACUCGUGCAAAUUUGCUCGAAUCUGCUGAAUCGCUUGGUUGAA